AUGGCGCGUGCAUCGCGUCGCCGUGGACGCGCCGAGCCCGAGCCCGAGCCAGAGGUGGUCGACGAGGUUGAAGAGGUUGAGGAAAUCCAAGAGGAGACGCCAGAGGCAGGAGCCGAAGAAGACGACGAAGAAGAAGAAGCAGCAGCAGGCACACAAGACCAGGCCGAACAGGCUGAUCCCGAAAAUGACAACGAAGCAGCGCAAUCGGGCGAGGUUUUCAGCCUGCAGUUCGACGAGGAGCUGACAUGGAGGGUCGGCCGGCCCAUCGCCGUGUCUACGCUGCUCAAGCGCCUCGAGAAGCUCUCCGAAGAGCUGGGCACGCUGGAACAGGACCACGUCGACCUCGAAUCUCUGUCCCACGUCUGCGAAGCUCUUGGACAGCGCAACCUCCUGGCUCACAAGGACCAAGGCGUCAGGGCCUACACCGCGUCCUGCAUCGCCGACAUUCUGCAACUAUCCGCCCCCAAUGCCCCCUUCACACCCGACCAGCUCCAGAUGUUUUUCGAUCUCGUCAUCAAAGACGUCUUCACCCACCUGGGCGACCAGUCACACCCCUACCACAAGCAGCACAAGUACGUCCUGGCUUCACUCAACGAUACGCAAAGCAUCCUCCUCAUCAACGACGUUGAUGGCGCCGACAACUUGCUGCAGCGCAUGUUCUCCAGCUUUUUUGACACCGCCUCGAGCACGACCCAUGACGAUGGUAGAAAGAUGGUCCACUACGUGAGCCAAUACUUCAGCGACGUCAUCAUUGACGCGUCUCGGUUCGCGGCCAAAUCCAACGGCCACCGUCACGGCGGCGACAAUGAGGACGACGACACUCCUAGGGGGCCGACAGACUCCGAGGUCAGAGAGCUAAGAAAGGCGCACCUGCUCAUCAAGGAACUCUGGCGUGCCGCCCCCUCGGUGCUGCAAAAUGUUAUUCCUCAGGUUGAGGCUGAGCUCUCCGCUGACAAUGUCGAGCUGCGACAGAUUGCCACGGAAACGCUGGGCGAUAUGAUCUCCGGCAUUGGCGCGGCUGGACCACCUCCUGUGCCGGUCCUGGACCCAGCAGCUUAUCCUCCUCUGCGUCUUGCUGACGAGGACCCUUCGCAAGUUUCUCUCAGUAUCCUGACGACACCCUUGUCACCACAGUCGUUUGCGCAGACCCACCACACUGCGUACACGAGCUUCAUCGGCAGAAGCAGAGAUAAGACGCCAGCGAUCCGCGCCGCUUGGACAACUGCAGUUGGCUACAUUCUGUCCACCUCGGCAGGCGGUAUCGGUCUGAGCCGCGAGGAACAAGCAGAGCUGGUCCGCGCCCUUGCUGAGAAGCUGGGCGACGGCGACGAGAAGGUUAGACUGGCAGCCGUGAAGACGAUCGAGCUCUUUGGGUUCCGAGACUUUGUUCUGAAGCUUGGCUCUGGCGGUGGCAGUGACAAAGAAACUCCCAUCAUUCGCAGCCUGCUGGAUAGGUGUCGCGACAAGCGUCCGGCGAUCCGCGUGGAAGCCAUGACGCUACUCGCAAAGCUUUGGGGUGUCGGCGCGGGCGAGCUGGCUGCUGGACAGGAGCUCGUCACCACAGCUCUCAAGAGCAUUCCGUCGACUAUUUUCAACGCAUGGUACGCCAACCACCUCGAGCUGAACGUCUUGAUUGACCGAGUCAUCUUCGAGUGCCUGCUGCCGCUCUCGUACCCGCCCACUAAGACCAAAGGUUCUAAGAACACGGCGAGCCAGAGCCAGUCUGUCACAAGCGUUCCCUCGGAACAAGACAGCCUGCGCACCGAAAGGAUCCUGUUGCUUGUGCAGUCGCUCGACGCUCAAGCUCGCAAGGCUUUCUUCACCAUGCAGGCGCGACAACCUCAAUUUGGCCAAGUCCUCGAGGCUUUUAUCAAGCAGUGCGAGGCCUACAAUGGCGGUGUCAUGGACGCUGAGGGCCCCAAGAGGACAGCUGCGCUGGAGAGGACCAUUCAGUACAUUGGCCAGUUCUUCCCUGAUCCUCUCAAGGUCAAGUCGGACUACAUGAGAUUUGCCAAGGCGCACGACCGCCGAAACUAUCAGCUCAUCAGGUUCGCCAUCAGCUCCCAGAGCGACUACAAGACGGUCCGCGGAGCGAUCAAGGAGCUGGUGAAGCGUAUGCAGAAUAGCCCGAAGGGCCAGGACCUUGCUGCUGCGCUCGAUACCUUGAUUCCUUUCCUGUAUCGGUCAGCUUGCAUCAUCUUCAACAAGAGCCACCUCUCUGCCAUAUUGGAAUCAUCCAAGAGCAACAAGGAGAGCUUCGGCACGAUUGCCCACGAGAUCCUGCACGAAAUUUCCGCUCGGAAUCCUGACAUGUUCAAGAACUUUGUCGGCGAUCUGUGCGAAGAGCUUGUCGAGCAAGCCCCCACGGAGAAGAAGACCAAUGACCCAAGUACCGUGGAUAUCCUGCGGGCCUGUUCUUCCUUUGCCAAGAAGUAUCCCAAAGAGAUUCCCGAUACCCAGAAAUUCACUCGCGCACUGCAGCACUACGCCCUGUACGGCCGUCCUGUGAAAGCAUCCAAAUAUGCAAUCAAGAUCAUGCUGGCCAAGAACGAUAAGCAGGGGCAGGUCACGGCAACAGCCGUUUUUGAAAAGGCCAUGAAGCAGUUUGAGUAUGGCGCGCCUCACUUCUUGAACAAGCUGCAGGUCAUUGCUCAACUGUAUCUGCAAGCGCCCAAAGUGGUAGAAGAGAAGGAUGAGGAGAUUCUCGACAUGGCCAUCCAGAAGAUCGUCCGCACAACGCGCGAAGAGGCCGUUGACGACUCUAGUGCACCUCAGUGGGUAGAAGACGCCAACAUGAGCGAGGAGCUCCAGGCGAAGCUGUACUCCCUGCGUAUUGCUGUCAACCGCAUCCGCAGCAAUGAGGAUCAGGAAGAGGCCAAGGCCCAGGCGGUGUCGGUGAUGAAGCUUCUUAUGACGCUCGUCAAGAAGGACGGCGAGAUCAGUAAGACUGGGAACACGCCGGCGCACUUCCGCUCCCGCCUGCGCCUGCUGGCCGGCCAGCUUAUCUUGAAGCUGUGCACGCUGAAACAUCUCGACGAUACGCUGAACCACAAGGAUUUCCACACUCUGGCGUAUCUCGUGCAGGAUGCUGUGCUUGGUGUUCGCAAGGGUUUCGUGGAAAAGCUCAUGAAGUACCUCGUCCUCAACAGGCUUCGCCACCGCUUCUACACGAUCAUCUUCCUGACCGCGUACGAGCCGGAGCCGGAGCUCAAGCAGCACAUUGAAACGUGGAUCCGCUCAAGGGUACAGUCAAUGGCGGGGAACCCACAGAACCCGAUGGAGGCGAUCCUGGCAAGGCUCAUCCCUCUGCUGGCUCACCACCCAGAUUACAGCACCGACCCGGAGAACCUGGUCGACCACGCACAGUACCUCAUCUACUACAUCAGCCACGUGGCCACGGAGAAGAAUCUCGGCCUCAUCUACAAGUACGCCGAGCGCGUGAAGCAGACACGAGACAACCUCGACCCCGAGAAGAGCGAGAACCUCUACGUCGUCAGCGAUCUCGCCUCGGCCCCCGAGGCGGCCGACGACGAGAAGGAAGCUACGCCGCCCCCCGGCAAAGUCCAAUUGGGCGCAAGGCCGCGGCGCUGCCAAGACGGCGGAGCUGCCAAGACGGCCGGCGACCAAAAAGGAGGCGGCCCCUGCCGCCAGGCCGACUAG
Messenger RNA from Verticillium alfalfae VaMs.102, 3660 nucleotides. RefSeq names its product Spo76 protein. Gene Ontology annotation, biological process: mitotic sister chromatid cohesion; DNA repair. The transcript is spliced from 4 exons. Lineage: Eukaryota; Fungi; Ascomycota; Sordariomycetes; Glomerellales; Plectosphaerellaceae. The record is from RefSeq and is a predicted model, not a curated record. Gene Ontology annotation, cellular component: nucleus; chromatin. The coding region runs from base 1 to 3660 and encodes 1219 amino acids.